Ectocarpus sp. CCAP 1310/34 is the source of this 1159-nucleotide messenger RNA. Lineage: Eukaryota; Phaeophyceae; Ectocarpales; Ectocarpaceae. The record is from the annotation of a GenBank genome assembly.
AUGUCCUUCGGCGUGCAGGAGAAGAGCUGGAGUGACCAGCGGGAGUGCAACGGCAUCGUCCAGCAGCGCCCGUGCAUCCUGGUGCUGGACGACUUCAAGUGCCACAAGGACGAGGGUUUCAUCGCCGCCCUCAAGAGAGACGCCAACACCAUCGUCAUCUUCAUCCCAGGCGGGUUGACGCCCUUGCUCCAACCGCUCGACCGCAUGCUCAACAAGCAGAUGAAGCGGCUGCUGCGGGGCAAGCACACCGCCUACAGCGCGUCGGCGGUCGCAGACGCCCGGCCGGGGAAGCUGAAGCCACCGGAGCGUGGGGUCGUCUCUACGUGGUGCAAGGAAGCGUGGGAGUCCAUCACCCCCGAGACGCGAAGACCACGCCUGGUGCGAGCACAACAUCGGGGAAACUACCGCGACCUUCUCGAGAAGCAGCACGCCGUGUGGCUCGCUGAGCACCCCGACGUGACUCUCCCGCCGCUCAAGCUGCCGAAGGUACCAGGGGGGUUCGACUCCAACCCCAUCACGGCUGCUCACAAGGAGGUCGAGGGGAAGCUGCUGCCCUACGUCGUUGAUGAGAGCGACAGCGAGGUGGAGGUCUUGGAGGGCGACAGCGACGUGGAAGUCGUGGAGGGGCAGGGGGCGGGGGCGCCGAAGGAGAAGUAGUCGAACUUUGAAUCAUAGAUCUUUGGGAUUGCCAGUGAGAUUUGAUGUUUUUGCGAUGGUAGGGGCGCGGGCACGAAGUAGAGUUCAACCCGCCUAGGAAGUACAGUAGAAGACGUUGGUAGCUCGUACUGGUAGUUUGGUGUGAUUUUUUACUUCGUUUUUGGUUUCAUCUGCGUUUAGAAUUGUUGAGUGGAUGCCGUUUGCCGAUUUGCCGAUCUUGAUUCUUCAGAACGAAAAUAAGAGAACAAAGAGUACAAAUACCACAUUUUUGAACAUCGUUAUGGUGCCAAGGGCAGCAGUAGCAGUGAAGCACGUGAUUCAAGCUCCCACAGUAUCCGGAAUUUCCAGCACAAGAUGCUGGUGCACGGGUAUCACAUACGCCAAACCUCACCGCACACAUCGGCGUUUCCGCACAGUGUGCGGAGACGACGAUACCUGUGCGAUAAUCUAGCAAAUCAUUCGGAACCCGCUAUUUUUCCGCACACCCUGCGCCAAGACCCCG